CUAUCAUCAUCCAGUUCAGUUCAAUGUUUGCCGCCGGAAUAGCUGGAUGAGUAGUGGAUGGACGGACAGAUGGAAGGGACGACCGUGAGUUCGGGAUCGUCAAAGUUGCCUAGUUUAUAAAACAUCAUUCAUGGAAGAGUCGUAUCAUAUUGACACGAUUGAUUAGCGGUUGCCGGUUGUUGAAAAUAAUAAGCAAAGUGUUUAGAGGACGCAAUACUACAACCCGAUGACGUCCCGGUCUGUAAGAUUGAUCGCGUUGGACUGAACCAGUGCACGUUGUUUCUGUGGUGGUUUCGAAGUGAACACUUGAGUCCGGUUUGUACCGAGUGGUUGAGAUUCCUGUGGCCGGGAUUAGAGUGCUCUUGAAGUGAAGUGAUUUGGAAUAUCUGGAUUGAACAUGCCUAAAUUCAGCGGACCGAACUGGUUUUCGAAGCCCCAGUCGCGGAAAAAGUCCAAAGGUCCUCCGCCGUCGAAGGGAGUCACUUUGGUAAGUUUUGCCGACGAGGAACAACCGCCUGGAUCUGGUGGUCCGGUACCACCGCAAAAAUCGCCCCGGAAGCACCACAAUCGACACCAUCCCGGUGGUAAGUCCCCGCAACCGAGUCAGGUGUCGUGGGCGAGCAGUGAAGCAGGAGGAAAAGGAGGAGGCAGUGGAAGUGGAAGUUCUUCGUCUCGAAGUGCAGGAGGGGCAGAGGGAAUCUUUUCCCGGCAGAGCAGCAUCCGACAGAGCGCAACCAGCCAGCGAAGUGGUUUUUCCUCGUCGGGACCCAGCAGGAGGCCGCCGCCAGUGAGACGACCGAAGAGAGCGAUGGCCGAUACCGAGAAGGAGGAAGCUGUGAACUUGCAAGUGGAGUUCGAGUGGGUGCUGCACGAAGAGGUCCACAAAGUGCUGAAACAGCUGCACGAAAUUCUGGUGGAAUGUGCCCAUCGGUUUCCGGUUCCACUGUACGGAAAUGAAGGCAAAAAGCAGGACAAGUUCGUGCUGACGGCCCCACCGGAGCAACUGAAAUGCGUCGUCACCUUGACCGGCGAUAGUAUAACUCAUGCGGACAUCAACUUCAAGGUGCAACGGCAGCAGCAGCAAACCCAGCGAACCACCAUCACCCAGGACUACCCGUGGAAGAUCCAACAGGUGCAGGACGCUGCCAACCACCUUCAGCAAGCAAUAAACCACAUCGACAACGUGGAUAGUUCGUACAAUUUCAAAACCUCCGACGAGGUCCUGCACAUCCUGGGGAACAUUUUGGGAGCGCUACAGCGAGGUCGCACCUCCCUGGUUGUUCCGCGGAAAAAGCCCAUCGAUGAGCUGAUGAAGAGCCGCAACAUGAAGGCUCUGUCGCCCAAUCUGCCGGAAGAUUUGGCCAUCAGCUUCUACAUCCAGAGCCACAAGUUGAUCUUCGUGGCCUACCAGCUGACCAACUUCCAGGGUACGAUGAAGUUCGAUUCCUGCCAGGCCGAGUGUUCCGUACCGUGGCUGAACGAGGUGCUAGUGCUGUUCACGGUGGCGCUGCAACUGUGCCAGCAACUUAAGGAUAAGAUUUCAGUAUUCUCUCAGUACAAGGAUUUCACAGUUGGUUCUCGAUCGGCAUCCGCAAUGUCCUACUGAUUGGACCAUUCGCCGGCGGCGGAUUCGCUGGUACUGUGCCGGGCUUAAUUGAGGGUGGAAAUUUUUGGAAUCUUUGGUUCGUCGGAUUCAGUUCAAUUUUCAAAAUUCCUUCGAUUUCCACCAUCAGUUGCGGUGUUGUUGCGGCAAAACAAGCUCCUCGGUUUUUAGAUCAAGACAAGCUGGAUACGUGGACAUAUAGUGAAACCCUCGAUCCUACUGUAGUUGUUAAGUCCAUAUACCAUUCACCACCCACAUUUAGGAGGACAGUGGCGUAGUUCAAACGAAGAAGAAAAAAACUAGAACUUAGUGCUCGUAACGGAAAAAAAGCAGAGAAUUUGGUCGUCGCCGACCGUUGUUGAAAAUGUUUUGAUGUUUGUUGAUAAAUUACUAGGUACUCGUGCUGUUAUCGGCGAAUGUCCACGCGGUAGUCGCAGGAUGAUUCAUCGGCGGAGCUUCCCGGAGAGUCCCCGUAGCUGUGCGUUCCAUUGCAUGUGGCGUUUUAUCAACUGGAGAACUACCAGACGGCAUGCGGAAUGGACAGACGGCCGACCGAUAACAACACAAUUAGAUAAGCAAAAAAGUACGAGGAAGAAAAAAAAGGAACAGAAGAAGUGAAUUAAUGUUUAAGAGUACUUAACGAGUCGUAAGUAAACUGAAAUAAUGAAAUCGUAUAGUGGCAAAUAUUUACUCAACCUUGUGUGUGUGUACGUGUACAAGCGGAACGUAGCGUCGUACGGGAUUGUUCCGCUUUUCUGAGGCGUCCACUCUCCGGUCGGCAGCCGGUCGGUGAUUGCAAGGGGACCGACGAGAUAUGCAAUCAAUCACGAUCGAUCAAUGAAUGGAUGGAUCUCGUGUGGAUGGGUGAGUGAAGGCGUAGUUGUACGCCUUCGGUGGUAGGAAUCUCGAAAUGUCGCAAUUUUAUGCUUGAAGACCCUAUCGCCGAUCGGAGAGUACGGACAGUGAACUGUGAAAUAUAUAUAUGUAGUUUAGGCAAGCAAAAACUAGCAACUGUUUGAACGCGGUAGCAGUACCUACCUUUACAAAAUUCUGAGCAAAAGAAAUGAAAUUGGCAACUUAAAGGUUUUAAACUGUUCUAUAUUAGUAGGCUUUUAAUUUAAAAAUAUAUUUAUUUUGAUUAUUCAUCA
Messenger RNA from Aedes albopictus (Asian tiger mosquito), 2751 nucleotides. RefSeq names its product protein rogdi (gene rogdi). The transcript has 6 exons. The record is from RefSeq and is a predicted model, not a curated record. Bases 398 to 1606 code for a protein of 402 amino acids. Gene Ontology annotation, cellular component: RAVE complex. NCBI's taxonomy places the organism in Eukaryota, Metazoa, Arthropoda, Insecta, Diptera, Culicidae.